Messenger RNA from Peronospora belbahrii, 1788 nucleotides. The record is from the annotation of a GenBank genome assembly. Lineage: Eukaryota; Oomycota; Peronosporomycetes; Peronosporales; Peronosporaceae.
AUGUUUUACUCGCAGAUUAUCUUAGCGAAGAAAGGACCAUUAGGUAAAAUCUGGCUUGCUGCUCAUUGGGAUAAAAAGCUUAAUAAACAGCAAAUUUUUACAACGGAUAUUCACAGCUCUGUCCAAAGUAUUGUAAACCCUCAAGUACCAUUAGCGCUUCGUGUAUCCGGUCAUUUAUUACUUGGUGUUGUGCGUAUUUAUUCACGCAAGGUGAAAUAUUUAUACUCGGAUUGCAAUGAAGCAUUGGUUAAAAUUAAACUUGCAUUUCGUCCUGGAAUUGUGGAUUUACCGGUUACGAAUCAACAAGCAGCACCACAUACAAUCAACGUUUCUAAUUUUGGUGAAUUUGAAGCAGAAGUUACCUAUUCUAUCAAGGCUCUCUCAGUGCCAUCAUUGGACGAAUGGAUUGCUGCAUCUAGUCAAACAAUCGCAAGACAACAGGAUAUUACAUUGGCUGAUUCAUUAAACCGAACAAACGAUGCAGAAAAUGAUGUCAUUGCUAUGGAAGAUUCAUUUGGUGGUGAAGAUGGAGGAGAGUGGCAAGCAUUUGAUCUAGAUGAUAAUUUUGGCAACUCUGGACUUGAUACUAGUGGUGUCAGCGAUAUUGAAGUUGCUCGUGAAGCGGAUGCACCCAUGUUGCCACUGGAUGACUCGGCGAUACUAAAUCUUGGAGAUAAAUCUUUAGACCAAAGCUCGUUGGAUAAGGAUGGAGAACAGCCAGAGUUUGGACUCAAUGAUGCGUCGUUUGAAAUGCCUGUUGACAAUGUAAUCGAGAUUGAAAAUCCUCUUGCUGACACGGCGGACAUUAGCGGCGGAACGUUGGAUAUCAGUGUGGACAUGAAUGCUAGCACUAAUAGCUCGACGCGUGCAUCGUUGGAUGCUGCGUUGGCUAAUGUUGAAGUCGAGUCACGACCCAAGAAGAAAAGGAAAGUUGCUCGAGACAGCGUCACAGAGUUGGCUUCAACAUUUCUAAAACAGGGAAUGGACGAUACUUCUGACAUUAUUCGCACACGAGAAAUCGAGUACACUAAAGACUCUAAAAGCAAAAGUGGCUUGGACUUUCAGAUUGGAGCGAACAUGUUUCUACGGCCUUGUAUGGUUGACAUGUCUAAAGAGUUGCUGAGCAUGUUCAAGGUCACGAUGAAGAAGCGAAAGUUUCCGUUUGGUUCCAAGCAAAAAGAGUCAAACCAAGCAGAGGAUAUUGAGCUGACUCGACGCCUGAGCGCAAAUUCGCGCAUGAGCUCAAACUCGACUGGCUUGGACGUGACCGUCGGAUCGUGUGAUGGUUCUAUGCUGCAUGAGAUUGAAGAAGAAAACCAUUUCAAGGUUGCCGACAUGGGUCCAAGCGAACCCGAACGCUUGGAUGAAGGUUUUCCAGACUACGACAUUGGUGCACCAUUUGAGUUGGAAGGUCAAGAGGAAUUGGAAGAUUUGAACGUGGAUAUUGAGUUAGGCGCUGUAAAUGACAUUCGGGGCGAUGCAAAUGGCGCUACGGCGUUUCAUCAAGCUGAGGUUUUGACUGCUCAGCAUAAAUGGCAUCCACAUACUGUGAAGGUGAUGAAGGUGCUGCGGAAGUCGCUUAAAAACAACGAAGAGGUUACGUACAGGCAGCUUACUAAAAAGACCCAAGACCGACGAACAGCAGCCGCGCUAUUCUUUGAACUCCUACAGCUCAAGACUCUGGACUAUGUGGAUGUGGAGCAAGCUGCGCCGUUUUCUGACAUUAAGAUUUCCAAGGCUGGUCGGUUCUCGGAGUACAUUCCGUCAGUGGAUCGCGAUUCGAACUGA